UAUGACUGGUGUUCCUGGAUUCCCAAUGCCCCACCAACAAUGCGCUGCCCUCCUCCAACAGAAAAGGGGACAGUCACCAUCGAGCAAAUUGUGGAGAGUCUGCCAGACAGGGGACGUUCUUGUUGGCAUCUUGGAGCUGUCUGGGCCUUGAGCCAAUUCCAAGACAAUGAACUGUUUCUGGGCAUGUACCCAGAUGAACACUUCGUGGAGAAACCAGUGAAAGAGGCUAUGGCAAAAUUCCGCAAGAAUCUGGACGAGAUUGUCAAUGCCGUCACUGAGCGCAACAAGAACAAAAAGCUUCCUUACUACUACCUGUCCCCAGAUCGCAUUCCCAACAGCGUUGCUAUUUGA
Messenger RNA from Leptosomus discolor (cuckoo roller), 351 nucleotides. NCBI's taxonomy places the organism in Eukaryota, Metazoa, Chordata, Aves, Leptosomiformes, Leptosomidae. The record is from RefSeq and is a predicted model, not a curated record.